AUGGACAGGAAUUGGAAAGUGGAUACCAACGGAAAGUUAGACUCAAAGCUAAUGUUGUCUGCGGUAAAUCUCCCCGGGAAUGUUCAUCGCCGAAGGCAAGCAGAAGAUGAACUGAUGAUGCGAGAAUUUUUCAUAGAACAUGACGUUAUAGCUUUGAAGUACGGCACUUUCUACAAAGCGAAGCCCGCAUUCAUCAAACGGACCAAGACACAAGCGAAUGUUUUGCCGUGUGGAGUGUCAAUGAUUCUCGGCAACAACGGCUAUUGCUGGAUUGG
Molecule: messenger RNA, 275 nt
Organism: Sphaeroforma arctica JP610
Lineage: Eukaryota; Ichthyosporea; Ichthyophonida
Exons: 3
Molecular function (GO): RNA binding
Source: RefSeq, a predicted model, not a curated record